ACUAACGUUAAAACCAGAACAAGCAAGCUCCUCGUCUAUCUCUCUCUCUCUGUUUUUCUCUUUGUGAUCAACUAGCGAGCUAACCCAGCUUAGCUGAAAAGAGAAAAAAUGAGUCAGGAACCGUUUAUAUACAGCUUCGUGGCUCGAGGAACGAUGAUCUUGGCCGAGUACACUGAGUUCAUGGGGAAUUUCCCAGCCAUCGCAGCUCAGUGUUUGCAAAGACUCCCUUCUUCUAACAACAAGUUUACUUACAACUGUGAUCACCAUACCUUUAAUUUUCUUGUUGAAGAUGGUUAUGCUUAUUGUGUUGUUGCCAAAGAUUCUGUGGGAAAGCAAAUCUCCAUUGCUUUUUUGGAACGUAUGAAAGCAGACUUCAAAAAAAGAUAUGGGGGUGGAAAAGCAGAUACCGCUAUUGCCAAAAGUCUAAAUAAGGAGUUUGGGCCAAUUAUGAAAGAGCACAUGAAAUAUAUUAUUGAACAUGCUGAAGAAAUUGAAAAGCUAUUAAAGGUGAAAGCUCAAGUUUCAGAAGUUAAAAGUAUAAUGUUGGAGAAUAUUGACAAGGCAAUUGACAGAGGGGAAAACCUAACGACUCUUGCUGACAAGACAGAGAAUCUACGUGAUCAGGCCCAAGCAUACAGGAAGCAGGGGGCACAAAUCCGCCGUAAGAUGUGGUAUCAGAACAUGAAGAUAAAGUUGGUUGUUCUCGGAAUCUUGCUACUUCUAGUCCUUAUAAUCUGGCUUUCCAUUUGUCAUGGAUUUGAUUGCACCAACUAGUAGUAUCCUUAGUCUUAUGGAGUUUAUGGUAUACAAAUGAGCUUUCUCAACAGCUUGUAUUCAGCAGGUUGGUUAGUUCACGUCUAAGCGGAUCUUACCAUCUUCUUGAGUUGGUCUUGGGAGGUUUUGGAGCUGUCAUUGAAACACAAAAGACAGAAAGAGAGAGAGAGAGAGAGAGAGAGAGA
Molecule: messenger RNA, 959 nt
Organism: Theobroma umbraticum
Lineage: Eukaryota; Viridiplantae; Streptophyta; Magnoliopsida; Malvales; Malvaceae
Gene: VAMP724
Product: vesicle-associated membrane protein 724
Biological process (GO): vesicle-mediated transport
Cellular component (GO): membrane
Source: RefSeq, a predicted model, not a curated record